AUGGAAUUCUCGCUGACGCCCGAAGUUCCCCUGUCUUCGGGGACCGCGUCCAGCGACGGGUCCCCGAACCCUCUGAGGGUGGUGCCCGACCCAGAGUCGUCCACCGAUCGCGACUCGCCGAAUGCGCGCUCCUCGGCGACCAGUGAAACCCGCUCCCAGACCGCCCAACCAGUUAUAGCCGUCCCCGCUGCCUGUCUCGGCUGCCGUGGGAAGCACCUCAAAUGUGACGGACAGAACCCUUGCUCGAGAUGCCAGAGCUCGCAGUCCGAGUGCAUCUACGUCGCCUCGCGCCGCGGCUACAAGGGUCCGAGGAGGAACAACACCGCCAACCCGAACAAGAGAGCGCGCUCCUCGUCUCCCACGUCCACCGUCGGUGUCGGCGACAGUUGCCCUAUGCUCUUGGCCGCUAACGGCACCACGGCGCCCUCGACCAUGCAGAACUCGGCGGCCUUUGGCCCCAUCGGCGUCGGCCUCCCCGACACCCCCAGUACCACGUUUGCAACGACGCCCAACUACACGAAUAUGCAGCUCUACCGCUCCUUUGGCGCCGCCACCGGCUUCGGCUCGAACCAGCUGGCCCUGGGCGUGCCGCAGUCCGGCGCGCCCGCCCAGGUCCCCGUGCCCACCCUUGCCGAGCGGUGUCUCGACUCGUUCUACCACCACUUCCAUGCCUCGCACCCCUUUGCCCUCCCCAAGGAAUGGCUGCUCCGCAUCAUGAGGGACACCAACGUGGAACCUCUGCUGGCCACCAUCCGCUGGAUCGGCUCUCUGUUCCUUGAGGCCGGGCCCGCGCGGGCCGGGUUCCUGGACGAGGCACUGCGCCUGGUGCAGAAUCCUACCGUCAGGAGAGACGGCUUCUUCGUCCAAGCCCUGGUCCUGUUAGUCGUCGGGCUGGACGGCAGCUGUGAGCAGGAUAGGGCUCGGGACCUGCUCGCCGACGCCGAGCGCACCGCGCUCGAGAUAGGACUGCACACGCGCGGGUUCGCGACGCAGUACGGCCGGGGCAUCCCCGUGCUCGAGGAGAGCUGGCGGAGGACGUGGUGGGACCUGUUUGUCGUCGACGGCAUGGUGGCCGGGGUCCACCGCCAGACCAACUUUCUUCUCUUUGACGUGCCCGCCGACGCCGCCCUCCCCUGCGAGGAGCAUCAAUAUCUAUCUGGGAACAUCCCGCCGCCCAUGAACCUCACGGACCUGGAAGACCAGGACUUCUCCGGCGAGGACCGGCCGUUCUCGUCGUUUGCCUACCGCGUCCUGGCCGGGCGCAACCUGGGCAAGCUCAUGCGCGUCCCGCCCAUCUUCGGCCCGGACGACGAGAACCUGGCGCGCAUCGAGGCGCUGCUGACCAACUGGAGACUCCACCUCCCGGCGGCUAAGAAGAACGCGCUGGACCAGAAGCUCCAGCCCGACGAGAUGAUCUUCCAGGCCAACAUGAUGACCAAUGCGACGUCCAUCAUGCUUCAUCAGCCGCACUCGCAGCUGGACUCGACGCCGGCGCGGUCGGUCACGUCGUGCGCGCCGCACCGGCCGGUGCCGUCCGGGGACCUGUUCAACGCGCACACGAACCACACGGUGACGUCGGCGGCCGAGAUCAGCAAGAUGAUCACGCACCGCGUGCCGCUGACGUCGCACACGCACUUCUUCACGUGCGUCGUGACGCUCUCGUCCAUCGUCCACCUGAGCAAGUGGGCCCUCUUCUUCGUGCCCCACGACGACGACGAGCUCCGGCAGCAGAUCCGGCUCAACAUCGGCGCCCUCAACAAGCUCUCGACCGUGUGGAAGGCGGCGGGGCGCGCCUCGGGCCAGGUCCGGGCCGUUGCGCAGGACAUCUACCGGUCCAAGAAGACGUCGCAGACCAGCCCGUCCUACUGGCAGGGCUACACCCAGGAGGAGGUCAUGAACAGCAUCGCGGCGGACGAGACCAUCAUGAACGACAUUGAGUCGGGCCUGGGCGGCAUCUCCAUGCCGCCUCUGGGCGGUCUUGGCGGGUAG
Colletotrichum graminicola M1.001 is the source of this 1989-nucleotide messenger RNA. RefSeq lists its product as uncharacterized. The coding region runs from base 1 to 1989 and encodes 662 amino acids. Gene Ontology annotation, biological process: DNA-templated transcription; regulation of DNA-templated transcription. Gene Ontology annotation, molecular function: zinc ion binding; DNA-binding transcription factor activity, RNA polymerase II-specific; DNA binding. The record is from RefSeq and is a predicted model, not a curated record. The transcript is spliced from 4 exons. NCBI's taxonomy places the organism in Eukaryota, Fungi, Ascomycota, Sordariomycetes, Glomerellales, Glomerellaceae.